AAGUUGAAGAAGAGCCUCCGUUAGCUUCUCUCGGCUAGCAGCUAUUAGCUCCACUUCAGGCGGGUUAUUGUCUCUAAAACUACACCUUUCUGCUCUAAACGUUUGACUUGUGACUUCGUUUCUUCACGAACACACUGCGGUCCUAUCUCUCCAGAUCCCCGGGUUUAUUUCUAGUUCCUCGUCCCAUCAUGUCUCAGAACUACCCGUACAGACCUCCGCCCGCCGACUCCGAUCUCAGACCCGUUCCUGGACCGUACGGAUCUUCAGACCGACGCCACGCCUCCUCUUCCACCACCCCGUCGUCUUCAGACUUUUACAGGCCGCCUCCAGAGUCCAUCCUGCCUCCUCCCUCGUCCUCCAGAGGUUCCUCCUGGUCUCAGGACGGGGCUCUGAGCAUCCUGAACAGCUGUGGACUGGAACCAGAAGACCUCGCUCUUCUUGCUGAACUUCCAGAAGACGUCCUGACCCUCGAAUCCCUUCCUCAAGUCCUCAAGCAGAUCAAGGGAAAGAGGGGCACCGUGAGACCUUCGAAUACUCCUUCCUCCUCUUCCUCUUCUUCUUAUCCACCCAGAUUCUCUACCACCACAAGCAACUGGGAUCCUCCCCGCAACCAGUACCCACAGAGCCACUUAACACCCGGUAAUCUUUUACCGGAACUGGAUCGCUGGGGGAAUCCCAUCACCUUCAACUCACCAUCGUCAUCCUCGUCCUCCAGCUACCAGGUGGACUUCAAACCAGGAGCUUCUGGGAAGACGGGCAGAAACGCCAGUCAAUUUCCCCCUAAAGACUACAACCAUGGACCCUCUGAGUUCGGCAAGAAGGCCGGUGGUCCAUCUGUCUCUCAAGACUACAACUACGGACCAGGACCUUCUGAUUUUGGUAAGAUGGGUAGAGAUGCAGGUCCAGUUUCCUCUCUAGACUACGACUCCAGACCUUCUGAGUUCGGCAAGAAAGUUGCUGGUCCAGUUGUCUCUCAAGACUACGACUCCAGACCUUCUGAUUUUGGCAACACGGGAAGAGAUGCCAGUCUAUUUCCCCCUAAAGACUACAACUACAGAACCUCUGAUUAUGUUCAGUCGAGCAGAGACGCCGCUCCACUUUCCUCUCUAGACUACAAACACGAAUCUGGACCUUCUGAUUACGGUAAGACGGGCCGAUACGCCAGUCCAGUUUCUUCUUUAGACUAUAACCACGGAUCGGCACUGCUUGGUUUUGGUAAGAAAGGCAGCGUCGCCGGUCCAGUUUCCCCUAAAGACUACAACCAUGGACCCUCUGAGUUCGGCAAGAAAGCCGGUGGUCCGCUUGUCUCUCAAGGCGACAUCUACACACCAGGACCUUCUGAUUUUGGUAAGAAAGGCAGCGUCUCCGGUCCAGUUUCCUCGCAGGUCCGACCCUCUUUCGGCUCUGCGGGAUGGGACAAGAAACCCCGUCCUUCCCGUUUCUCUCAGCCGGUUCAGAAUUACGGUUCAGUUCCUCUUCCUCCUCCUGAAGAGCCGCUUCUGAAACCUGGUUCUGGUCGCGAUGGAGGAUCUGAGGUUUCUUCCAUGAUGCCGUCGAAGGAGAAAGCUCUGGAUUUCCACGGGAAGUCUCCUCCAUUGUUCCCCUACUCUUGCUCUCUGUGUGACAUCACUGUGAUGUCAGAGAAG
Molecule: messenger RNA, 1646 nt
Organism: Notothenia coriiceps (black rockcod)
Lineage: Eukaryota; Metazoa; Chordata; Actinopteri; Perciformes; Nototheniidae
Exons: 2
Source: RefSeq, a predicted model, not a curated record